This is a messenger RNA of Mya arenaria, 7239 nucleotides long. Its product is annotated as ATPase MORC2-like. The record is from RefSeq and is a predicted model, not a curated record. The coding region runs from base 240 to 3344 and encodes 1034 amino acids. NCBI's taxonomy places the organism in Eukaryota, Metazoa, Mollusca, Bivalvia, Myida, Myidae. Gene Ontology annotation, cellular component: nucleus. The transcript is spliced from 27 exons. Gene Ontology annotation, molecular function: zinc ion binding.
UUGGGGAGCCAUUAUUGUGACCGCGAAAAUGUAUGACAUAUAAUUUUAGGGUGAAUGCAUCUUUUUUCGCGUUAAAUUGAACUAUUUUAUGUGAAAAACACUAAAAGAUAUAAUAAACAAAACAAAUUCCUUCAUAUGCAGCAUGUCAUUUCCCUAGGUUUUCUGAAAGCGAGCGUUUCUACCGGUGUGCACUAGAAUAACCAUUGCCUGUGUUUGAAGUUUGAAGUCAACGAAGGAUAAUGACAAGCCAUUCAUACACGACUCUAAGCAGGGCACAGCUGAGCAAGGAAUAUCUUCACACAAAUUCAACAACUCAUGAGUUCCUUUUUGGAGCCUUGGCUGAGUUGGUUGAUAAUGCAAGAGAUGCCAAUGCAACUAAACUCAGUUUAUUUACCUUAUUUGAUGCUUCCCUGCGCGGCAACUAUAUGCUGUGUUUCCUUGAUGAUGGCGAAGGAAUGGAUCCAAGUGACACAGCGGACAUCAUUACAUUUGGAAGGUCCAACAAGAGAAAUGUUGAUGAUCACAUGAUUGGCAUGUAUGGAAAUGGACUCAAAUCGGGCUCAAUGAGGAUUGGUAACGACAUGAUUAUUUUCACAAAGAAGGACGACACACAGACAUGUCUGUUCCUCUCCCGCACCUUCCACGAUGAGGAGAAAAUUGAUGAGGUUAUUGUGCCAUUGCCAUCCUUCAAGAUAGGGAGCAGAAAUCCUAUUGAUGACACAGAAAUGGGCCAAGAGAGGUUUGCGAUGGAGAUGGACAUUAUUCUGCGCUAUUCACCGUUUAAGACAGAUGAUGACUUCUUUGCCCAGUUUGACCGUAUUGAGGGCAGCUCGGGAACACUGGUCAUCGUGUACAACAUGAAACUCCUGGACAACGGCGACCCAGAGCUGGACAUACUCUCUGACCCACAAGACAUCAUCCUUACUAACCCAGAGUCUGACUUCGAUUCUGAUGAUGGCCUUAUGAUUGAGCGGCGUUCAUUCCGAGCCUAUGUGGCAAUAUUGUAUAUGGACCCUAGGAUGAUAGUGUAUAUUCAGGGGAAAAAAGUGCGGACUAAAAAACUGGCAGCAUUGCUUUACAAACCAAAACUUUACAAGUACACAUCAAGCAGGUUUAAGUCUCGUGCUGAAAGUGAUGCAAAAAAGAACCUUGAGGAGGCUAAGGCGGCGGAACUGAAGGCCAAGGAAGCUCAGAGCAAAGCCAAGGACCUUGAAUCAAGAACCAGAAACCUCUCCAAGGCUCAGUUGGCGGAUUUACGGCGAGCCCAGCAGCACGCAGCUGAGUUGAAGAGAGAAGCUCAACUCAAAAGGGACAGUGCAAACAGAAAACAAAAGGCUUUAAAGGAGCCAAAAACGAUGAACCUAAUAUUUGGUAUCAACAUUGACCAGCGAUCUCAUGAUGGGGUGUUUGUCUACAACUGUAGUCGCCUCAUCAAGAUGUACGAGAAAGUCGGACCACAAACAGACGGGGGCGUGUUCUGCAGUGGUGUGGUAGGUAUUGUGAAUGUGCCAUACUAUGUGCUGGAGCCGACCCACAACAAGCAGGACUUUGCUGAUGCCAAGGAGUACCGUCAUCUCCUCAAGGCCAUGGGUGAACACAUGGUCCAGUACUGGAAGGAUCUCAAUAUAGCACAACAAGGUGUCUUGAAGUUUUGGGAGAGUUUUGGCUAUGUUAGCCAGCGAUGGAAAGACCUUCCAUCUCAUGAUCCAAAGUUUGUACGAAAGAGAGCCAUGCAGAUCAACAUCACAUUGCAAUGUGAUAAGUGUCUGAAGUGGCGUACGCUGCCAUUCUCAUCAAAUAACCUGGGGCGUGAGUUUAGUGAUGAAUGGGUCUGCUCGGACAACUCUGACAACCAACACAACAGAUGCAGUGCAGCAGAACAGAAGAUGAAUGUGCCGGAGGGAACACUGAAAAAGGAAAUCAAAUCACAUGAUGAAAAACAGAAGGAUCUCGAGGCAGAAAUCAAGAAGAAAAUGAAACUACUUGAACAGAUGCAUAAAAACCGUGUUGUGUCUUCGUCACGUGAGCUGCAGGAGAUAGACAGGAAAAAAGAAGCAGAGGAGCGACAUGCACGGGAGGAGGAAGAGGACCGCAGGGGUGAUGAGGACAGGCGACGUGAGGAGCAGGAGGAACGCAAGAAGAAAGAACGGGAACGCAAAGAGAGGGAGGCCGAGGAGAAACGGAGUGCCAAGGAGGCUGAGGCUCGAAGGAAAGAGAAGGAGCGUGCAGCAGAGGAAAAGCGCAAAAGGAAAGAGAAUGAGGAGAAGGAGAGGCAGAGGCGGAAAACUGAGGAAGAUCGGCGAAAGAAAAAAGAGCAGGAGGAAAAGCAGAGGCAAAAACAGAAGGCAGAGACCAAAAAAGAGAAGGCAGCAGUUAAGCGUCGGACAGUGGUGGAAGAAGAGGAGGAGUCCGAGGAGGAAGAAAUUGCGCCAAAACGGCGGAGGAGCGGGCGGCCAGCCCGACAGGAAACCCCAGAACCUGAGUCAGAGGAAGAGCCCACACCUCGGAGAGGACGAGCAGCAAAACAAACACCAAAGGUGGAGGUGAAUGGUACGAGUCGCAGUCGGCGCAGCAAGUCACCAGUGAAGGAUGAUGAGGAUGACAAUGAUGAGGAUGAUGGAGGGUUUGAAAUGGAGAUAGACAACCCAGAGGAGGACGAUAUUUCACAUGCGGAUGUGGGCAAGCAUGUGGAGAUACAACAGGGCAGGAAGUGGCACCCGGCAACUGUCGUCGCUGUCAACGACUCGGACAACAAAUGGAAGGUCAAGUUUGACAACAACAGCAAGGACAAGUUUGAUAAAUGGGUCUCCCAAAAUGCCUCCAGUGUGAGAGUUACAAAUGAAGUUGACAAGACAUUAUCAUCCCCUGGAGGCCCCCAGUCACCCACGUCGGCCACGCCCGCGGACACAGAGGCUCCAUCCUCCUCGACAGGGAGCGGACAAAAGGCACAGGUCAUCGAGGAUAUUGCCAAUGGAUACAGGACAUGCCUGCGUUACUUCCUGCCACCCCAAUGGGUAAUGGACAAGGACUCCAUCUCCGGGAUGACCCCACAGGAACUCAGCACCUUUCCCCUCGAUGACUUCUUUGACCACUAUGAGAAGGGUCUAAGAAAGCUGGUGAACAACUUCCAGACUGAGGCGAGUCUGCGGAAACAGGAAUGUGAGGCGUCCCAGGCCAAAUUGAAGUCCGUGCGCAAGAUGAUUGCUAAGCUACUCACCUCCAGUAAUGAGACAACAAAUGCACAGGAGUUCAACAUUGACCCCGAGUGUGACGGUGAUCAGGUGGAUGAGUUCCUGCUGGCCUGCCUCCAGGCCUCCUCUUCAAAGUCUGCUGAGAGUACAUAGACCAGGCCGCCUCACCAUACAUCCUUAUAGAUGAUGCCAGUCCGAUACCAGUGUCUGCUGCUCUGGACCUGUCACACCAAGAUUCACGUUUCCAAGGCAAACUUCCACAAUGAAGUUUUUGUCUGAUUCUCUACAGCGCUGAAAUGUCUUGUGUGUUGCAUUUAAAAAUGUUUUAGCACUGGCUUCAUUUAGACAUUCAAAAUAUGAAACAUAGAUUGUGACUGAAAUGAAGAACUUUAAUUCCAGGAAGUUAAAAAAAUGUUUUGUUCAGCUUGAUUUUGCAAGUGUUGAAAAUGAAGCACAAAUUAGGGAGCAAAGUUAAUGAUCACUGUUUCCACUUAGUGUAUAUGCUGCAGUGUGUGUAUAGGGGUGUAUAUGAACACUGGCGUGAACUGUACCCUGGACUGUACAGUCAAUGAACACUAUCUGGAGUAAGCCGUUCUAGGGACGGUACAAUCAAUAAACACUAUCUGGAGUAAGCUGUUCCAGGGACCGUACAGUCAAUGAACACUAUCUGGAGUAAGCUGUUCCAGGGACUGUACAGUUAAUGAACACUAUCUGGAGUAAGCUGUUCCAGGGACGGUACAGUCAUUGAACACUAUCUGGAGUACGGUAAGCUGUUCCAGGGACCGUACAAUCAAUGAAUACUAUCUGGAGUAAGCUGUUCCAGGGGCCGUACAGUCAAUGAACACUAUCUGGAGUAAGCUGUUCCAGGGGCCGUACAGUCAUUGAACACUAUCUGGAGUAAGCUGUUCCAGGGGCUGUACAGUCAAUGAACACUAUCUGGAGUAAGCUGUUCCAGGGGCCGUACAGUCAUUGAACACUAUCUGGAGUAAGCUGUUCCAGGGGCUGUACAGUCAAUGAACACUAUCUGGAGUAAGCUGUUCCAGGGGCUGUACAGUCAAUGAACACUAUCUGGAGUAAGCUGUUCCAGGGGCUGUACAGUCAUUGAACACUAUCUGGAGUAAGCUGUUCCAGGGGCUGUACAGUUAAUGAACACUAUCUGGAGUAAGCUGUUACAGGGAUCGUACAGUCAAUGAACACUAUCUGGAGUAAGCUGUUCCAGGGGCCGUACAGUCAAUGAACACUAUCUGGAGUAAGCUGUUCCAGGGGCUGUACAGUCAAUGAACACUAUCUGGAGUAAGCUGUUACAGGGAUCGUACAGUCAAUGAACACUAUCUGGAGUAAGCUAUUACAUGGACCGUACAGUCAAUGAAUACUUGUACAGUUAAUAAACACUGCCUGGAUUGAUUUGUUCCAAUCUAGGAGUGCUACAUUUCCUGAACAAUGGUGUAGCAAUUUAUUGUAUGAUAAAACCCAAAUGUAUUUCUUGAUGGUAGCAUAAUAUACUGAACAUCUGACCAUGUAUUUUUGAGGUUUACAAUAUUUCACCAUUUUUACAAAGGUUUUAUAAAAAAACACAAAUCUGACCGGCAACAUUUAAUGUUUUGUUCCAGCAAAUAUUUUGGAACACUGAUGGAGUACCUAAGUUUGGCUACUGCCGUAAUGCCAGCCACUCUUCUCACCUUGAUUCCAUAUUUCAGCAAUUCCAUCAGAGAGAAUGUGGUAGAAAACACAACAGACAUCAAACAUCCUUCUUGUUUGAUUGCUGUUCAUCAAUAAUGACAUAAAUUGAUGUGUUGUCAAAGCUCCUAAAUAUACAUCACAAGGGAGUAUAACAUCAUCAGGUUUAUGCUCACAUUCGAAGGGUACAGCAGGGUGAAAUAAAUAUUAUGACAGGAUCAUGUCCGCCUUUAAUGUGUUAAUUUGCAUUUUAUUUUUAAUGGCUAUUUAAUUGAAAAGAAAUACAAUAAUCUCGGGAUUUAGGUUCUCCACCAGUACUAUUUUUUGUAAUGAACAGAAAUGCUUUUGAUUGUGUAUUUAUCAUUCUUUUACAUGUACUUGUGCAUCAUUUACUGCAUGUGACCGUCUGGUACUUGUGCAUCAUUUACUGCAUGUGACCGUCUGACCAACAGGUUUUAGCUUGUCUUGUUUUUUUUACAAAAGAUAUUGAUAUAGCCUUGGUAUCAAUUGGCGUGUAAAAUCUUAAACCUUUGUGCCAUAACUCUAAAACCAUCACAGAUAUUCAUAAUAAACUAGGUAUAGCAAGGUUCAUAACUCUUGUUCUAAUAAUUGUCAAGUUGUUUCCCUUGUUUGACUGAAAAUAAACAGAGGAGCCUUGGCAUUUGCUCUUGUUUACCAUUAAGAGUGUUUACUAAGCAAUUAUGAGUCCUGUUUACAUAAUGUAUAUUCAAGAUAUAGGUGUGGAGUUGUACUAGGUGUGGACUUGCACUUACAGUAAGUGUGAUGACAUCAUUGAUCCUUGACAAAAUAUAGGUUGAUACAAAAAAAAUAAAAAUGGAUCAUUAUUUUCAACUCAUUUGCCUCUAAUGAUCAGUACAAAAAAGAAAAAUUAUUUGUGUACAAAAAAUAGCCUUUAUAAAUGUAUUUUUUCAAUUGAAAUGUACCAGGUAUGUGGCCACAAAUUCACAGGUUAAAAAAGCGCCAAAAUAAUGCUAAUAUUCUUUUAUCAAAAAUAUAUUUUAUAUGCUUUUUAGUUUUUAUCCAAGUUUAGUCAAAUGAGCUAAAGAUAAUUUAAGAAUUUAAAUUUAAAUUAAAAAAAAAAACAGGCAGUAAAAAUGCCUUCAUAGUUGUGUUUAUUUUUAUGAUCCCCAAAGGGAGAGCAUAUAGUUGCCACCUCUGGUCUGUCCAUGCUUCCAUCAGUCAGGUACACUUGUCUGGAGAGUAACUACUGAUGUGAUUUCAGUAAAACUUAACAACAUAGGUAGAGGGCAAUAUGGACAAAUGUAGUGCACAAGAACCACACUUCUACAUUCAGUCAUUGCUGAAUGAUCUCCCUGUGUUCACCUUUACAGUGAAGCUGUCAUUCUCAACCAUAUCUCAAAAAGUGCUGAAGGGAUUUAAGUGAAACUUGUAACACAGCAAUGAGAGGUACAGAUUCAAGGGCUGGAAGUUUACCUUUCAUAUCUCAAAUGCCUUGUUUCACCUUACUACUGUUUUAUCUUUAAAGUUAUGACAAUGUCCUCUGUAAUAUAAUCUCUGGUGGGGAAUUGUUAAUAUUUGUUAAAUAAUGUGUUAUUUGUGUGACAUGUUGGUGUGGGUUUUUUCAUAAAAAGCAACAGAAAACUCCUAGCUUUUAAUUAACAUAUAAACUGGUGCAUCUUCAUUUCUGUUAGCAAGAAUAUAGGGGAGUCUAGCUUUUGGGGUAUGAAAUAAAACCAAAUUCAACAGGACAGUGUGAAAAUUAAUCAGCAGCAGCAGGUAAGGUGCAAAUAUUGUUGGCUGGUAUUGACCAUUGUCCACCAUCAUGUAACACCAAUGACCAAGUGUCCUCAAGUUUCACUUGUCUCCAUUUUACCUUUCUGUGUUAGCUAUGGUUUAAGCUUGUGUUCAUUUCUGUUUUUGUUUUAUUUUUGUAAUGAAAAGAGUUUGAUGACAGCUUUAUCAGGAUGUUUGCAUACAUAUUCUCUGUUUUUAUGUUUUUGUAGUUGAUUUCUAAGAUUGGUCUUUUUUAUAACAUCAGAAGUCAGAUCAUUUGAGGGCAUUAAGUUUUAUUUUUUAGUCUGUGUAUUCAACUUGAAAUGUGCUUCUAAUGUUGUUGAAAUCAUGUCCUACAGUGAAGGAAUCUCUUUACAGAGUAUUGUUUUUUCUUCUCAUGUCAUAUAUUUUCUGUAAAAUUACAGUAAAUUCAUUGCUUAGGUGUUUGCCUUGAACACAUUUUAACUGUGUAGAGAUACACUGUGUAUUGUUAGGAACAUUUCAUUAAAUCCAGUUGUAUGUAAUGGGUUAUCCAAAAGUUCAUUGUAAAUUUACAUUUUAUCUUCAUUCAUAACAGAUUCUUGUUUUAGAUUAUCACAAUAAACACCACCUACUU